UCUAAUUUUCUCAAAGCGAGGGUCGACACAUCCGCCCAGUUUUCCGAUGUUUCACCCCCCCUCCCCACUCACACACACACCCCUCCUCCUCCUCCUCCUCCUCCUCCCCUGAGUUGAAAAUGGAGUUCGAUUAAAGCAGAUGUCCACCAACUUCUCCAGGAGACUCAAACACCGGGACGUCCUCGCGUCUCUCGGCCGCGGCGUCGACACAGAAGGCAGUCGGAGGGGGGGUUGUUCUUUGUGUCCUCUGUCUCCCGGUGGUUCUUCGGAUGCCUUUACCGCAGAUUCCUCGGACACGUUGACGGAGCAACGCCGCACAGCGCUUUUUUUUUUCUCCUCCUCCGCCUCCUCCUCCUCCUCCUCCUCCUCCUUCCUCCUUCCUCCUUGUCUCCCCCACCCCCCACAAGUGUUGUCCUGGACCUGAAGUUGGCGAAUGGAUGCUCGACACUCAGCCAUAAAUAACCUGCCGAACACCACAGCCUGUCCCUGCGUUUUCUAGAGGAUCUAUGCGCAUUAUUUUUUUUUUUUUUGUGUGUGUGUGUGUGUCUGUGUGUCUGUGUGUGAGUGUGUGUGGUUGCAAAAGCGGAGAGGGGGAGAUCUGCGAUUUCGCCCGGAGAGGAUGGUGCCCACGGCCCAUUUGUUGUGGUGGGAUUCUACUUCCAGGGAGGACAAAAUGAAUCAACGGUUGUCAUUCCUCCUCGCGAUUUAACGUUAGUUCCAGCCAGCGAGGCUAACGUUAAGCUAGCUCCUCUCUCUGGAGGCUUCCCCACCACCACCCACCCAGCCCUUCUCCCCUCUUCCUCCCCUCGCCAGGGACGCUUUUAUCCAGGCAAUGCCCCAUCGCUCGUCCCCCUCUGCCCACCACCCGCAAUAAAGAGAGUGAUUUGUACAUGCGAAGGAAAAUGGUGAUAUUCGUGGUAUUCUGUCCCGCCGUCACUGCGCCGUCGAUGCUAUUGCUAGGACUUGGAUCCCCGUGAGGAAAAAAAUGAGUGAAGAUUCAACAAAUCCAAACAACGAUGACAGUUAUGCGCGUGUGAGAGCAGUGGUCAUGACUCGGGAUGACUCCAGCGGUGGGUGGCUUCCCCUGGGGGGCGGAGGCCUUAGCUGUGUCACUGUGUAUAAGGUCAGCCGGGCGGAGGACAGCGGCAGCACCCACAGUUCAAGCAGCGGAGGAAGCAGCAGCAACCUCGGCUCCUGUAGCCCCAGUUCUAGUCCAAGUCCCAGCCCCAGUCCUAGCCCGACUGCUGUGGAGUUCCACAUCAGGGGCGAGAGGCUCAAAGACAAAUUGGUGGUCCUGGAGUGUGUCCUACAGAAAGGCAUUGUAUACAACAAGGUCAACCCCAUCUUCCACCACUGGAGAAUCAACGACAAGAAGUUUGGACUGACCUUCCAGAGCCCCGCUGACGCCCGUGCCUUCGACCGAGGCAUACGCCGGGCCAUUGAGGACAUCAACCAAGGCUGUCGGCAGUUUGGGGAAGGGGAUAUUCCUGAGGAUGGACUACCGGUGUGUGAUGAGCCUCCCUCCAUCUGUACCCCAAUGAAAGAGCCAUUUUCUCCCCUGAACAACGUUGUCUCCACCGAGCCAUUCAGGGGCUGCUACGUCCGCGCCCAGCCCUUCGACGAGUUCCCCUGCAGCAACCGCCGCUACCUGCCUCCACAGGUCUCCUUCAAGUCGACUCGUCACGUCAGUUUCCACAUGGACGAAGAGAUCGUUCGCAUCAACCCACGUAAAGACGUGCUCAUCCGUGGCUACGAGGACUACCGCCACCCUGUCAUGUGGAAACAGGAGUCUGACCGCGAGGACCUUGACUUCCCCAACGCCUUCCAAAAACUGGACAGUAAGAAGUGCGAGUACCUCUUCCCCGACGGCCCUGGUGGGGACUCCCACUCUGGCCCUGGAAUUGACACAGCCAUCAAGACUCAGCCCUCAUCCCUAUUGAAGUCUAAGAAUGGCCGGCGGCGGCGAGAGGACGGUGAGCGCUCGCGCUGCAUCUACUGUCGGGAGAUGUUUAACCACGAAGACAACUGGCGGGGGCAGUGCCAAGAUGCCCCCGACCCAAUCAAGCAGUGCAUCUACAAAGUCAGCUGCAUGCUGUGUGCCGAGAGCAUGCUGUACCACUGCAUGUCCGACUCCGAGGGCGACUUCUCAGACCCCUGCUCAUGUGACACAUCUGACGAGCAGUUCUGCCUACGUUGGCUGGCCCUGGUGGCGCUCUCCUUCAUCGCACCCUGCAUGUGCUGCUACCUGCCCCUGCGCGCCUGCCACCAUUGUGGCGAGGCCUGCCGUUGCUGUGGGGGCAAGCACAAGGCUGCGGGGUGACCCGACUCAGGGCUCUGGGACACCCUCAAAGCUAGCUAACACAGGAAGUGGAUAAAAGCGGAAAAUUAAAAGCCGGCAUCCUUUUUUCAUUCCCCUCUCAGACGGGGUGAUAUGUUGUUGAUCCCCAGCUCUGAGGGCUUUUGGAGAUUUCAGUUUGUGUUUGUCGCCGACAAGCAGCGGUGGAGGACAAACCAUAUGCUUUGUGGGGGCUCUGAGCAUCAAGCUAAGUUCAGGAGCUUAAUCUAAGGAGAGGAAGAGGAAACGUCAAGAUUAAUAGACUUGGAGAUGUUACUAAACACAUCUGUACACACACACACAUACACACACACGUGCAUUGAUGGAGCCAGGCCACAAAUAUCAGAACUCUACUACAAGUAAUGUGUAACUUUAUGAAGGAAAAUUGUCUUUUGUACAGAGAGCAGCAAAAUAACGACAAAAAAGAAAACAAAACAAUUCUGCAUUCAGAAAACUACUUGCUGUUUGAGUAUGCUAAAAGGGAUAUGUUCUUGCUUUUUGUGAAUUUGCAGUUGGGUAACAGUGGCCUUUCCUCUAUGGCUUAAGCAUUUGCUGACAAUGUAAUGACUGGACAAGAAGACAAGUGCACUAGAAAUGGUAUUUCCCCCGUUAAGUAAAGGUACCCCUCUCAAAUUCUUGGGGUACUCACGCCACCAUAUUUAGUGUCAUUCUAACAUUUGAGAGAUGUUGCUGUGGUGGAUGUUUGGCCAAUUGAUUUCCUUGUUUUCCUUUCCAUCGACUCAAAACGUAAGCUUGUUUCUGAAGGUACAGCUGGCAUAGCUUUUGACAUUCAUAAUAAGAUGUUUCAAUGAUUACCUUGCCUUCCCGAGGUGAUUCAGACCAUCUGAUUGCAUUCCAAAAUAAAGGGAUCGAUUCCAUGAUUAGAAGGGAAAAAUGGUAACGACUCUACCAUGCUCAGUUCCCCGAAAAUAGUGUUUUCCACGCCACACAAAUAGCAUUAGAACCUCUUGAACCAUUCAAAUCGAAACCGGAUACAUGACGAUUUCAUUUACUCCAGUGAAUCUCACUUUUAGUCCUUUUAUUUACUGCUGUAGUGAAAUUGUUGUUUUGUUUCCUCAUUGUUAUUUUUCCUGCUCAUUUUAUAAUUUUUUUUUUUUUUUAAACAAAGGCUGAAAUGUUGCUCAACCAGCAAGUUUUGUUUUGGUGAGUACAGGGGUUACAGUGCUCCUUGGUUAAAAUGAUGAGGCACUUAAAUUAGGCUAUUCUUUGAUUGAGAACACCCUCAGAUUUCAGAAUUAGUCUGUACAUAAAUUGUUUUGCUAAUUUAAACAUCGUAUUUGGUGUGAGGGGAAACCCUCCUCUAAGCACUGCUCUCCAAGCUUUGGUUGCAGCACCCUCUUCAAAUUCCCAUAUUUGUCCCAUGAAUCGUUUGUCGUUCUUCUGAAGUUAGUCCACUCCUUCCAUGUGUCUUCUUUUAAAAACAGGCCCUGAGUGAAUGAAUGCAUUGUUGCAGGAAUACCUUAGAGUAUCUUAGUCAUGUGUUUGAAAAAAGAAAAGACAAAAAAACGUACGGAUGUUAUGAAUGUGUGUGUGCGUGUGUGUGUGCGUGCGUGUGUGUGCACGUAUAGGUCUUCAUAUGCACUGGUGAUCUGAUGUCAUGUAACGUUACCACUGACCAUGUGAUUAAGGCUUUGACUCUAAACAGUACUGACCCAGCAUCAGGUUUCACAAAAUGUCCUCGUGUCUAAAAGUGAACAAAGAGAUGAUCAGAAGAUGCAUUUGUCAUUUCAGGAAAUUCACUUAAACCCUCUAAAACUCCCUCUUUAACAUGUUGUAUCCUUUUUCUUUAAUUCACUUAAAAAAACAAAGUGUAGGAAUGAUACUUAAACUGCAACUUGUCAUUUCUACACUUGGCUUAUGUAAACAAACGUGAUAUAACAUGUUAAUCAGGGAGCUUCAGAGGUGUAGGUGGAUUUCUCAGCUCUGAACAGUGCCAGGCUAGCUGUUCCCCAAUGUUUCCAGUCUUUAUGCUAAGCUAAGCUAACCAGAUUCUGGCUGUAGCUUCAUGUUUACCGUACAGAAUGAGAGCCGCAUUGAUUUUUCUCUCGCAUGACCCUUGGAAAAAGACAGCUAAUGAGGCCAGGCAGGCUGCAAACCAAAACUGAAGAUAUCUGACUCACAAAACAUUUAACUAUUCUGAGGAAUAGCAGCUCUGAUUGGCUACCCGGCUGAAAUUCUCCCUCCCUAAGGCACUGGCAUGUUUGAAAUGUGCAGCCAAAUUGGUGUGACCACGUCCAUGUUUGCUGUUGCUAACAGAUAUGCAUCUCUUCUCGCCUCCCGUCACUCCUGGUUAAAAAACAACAGAAUAAUGUCGUGGCAGGAGAAACAUUCAUCUCCCUAACUCCCCCGACCGAUGCUCCCUUUACUUACUAUGCAAACUUUCUAACGUGGGAAACACAUUGACCUCCGUGCAGAGCGAGUCAGUGACGGGAACAGGACACUUUAACGCUACGUAGGUAGACAAACAACUCCUGGUACCAAACUCCAAACACCUGUAAAUACUUAACACUAUAUUUAAGUACUGAUAAUAAUCCCAGCUUUUUUUUUUGUUUGUCUUUUAUUUUUGUUGUUGUUGAAAUUUUAAAGAUAGAACUGUAUUUAUCGUCGCUGUCAGCAUAUACUGUAGCUUCAAUUGACAGCAUUAUGUACAUAGGUCACCUUUUAGUAUUAUUUCACAUUGAAAAGUAGAGGGCGUCUGUGAUGGAAAAUGACUAUUGAGCUUCUAAUAGAGUUUCUCUCUAGUUUUGUACGGUAGAAGGAAGGAUAGUGCUAACACGGUACAGUUGUGUCAGUCCACUUGUUUCAAAAGUUUGAUAUAUAAAUAUAUAAAUAUAUAUAUUUACAUACAUACAUAUAAAGCUGCUAGAUACAAUCACUAAUUUUAUUGUGUUGACAGAGAAAAUCAGCUAUGAACGACUGUUAAACCCUAAAAAUCUCCGGCGGCGUCCGGUCUCGCCGUUCGACGCCGCCGUACAACCAUGACGGCGAGUUUAUAAAUGUCCGAUUGCUCUGCGUGAUGAAGUGGACUCUUGUGCAUGUGUGCGCGAGUGUUACUCUAUGUGUGUUCUUGUAUGCCCAUGUGUGUGUGUGUGUGUGUGUGUUCUGUGCGCGUGUGGGGUUGGUGUGUAACCAAAUGUUUGGUUGGCCGCCAUAUUCUCCCAUUGGAAUUGGAUUGCCCUGCAUUUAUUGCAAGCUGAACCAAGGUUUGAUGAACCUGAUUAAAACUUGCUGGCUGAGAAGCAAAAUGUAGGAUGUGCAUUUAUACAAAGUGUAGAGAAUGCUGAAAUAACACUUCUCAUUCUGCAUUAACCAGCACAGUGCAACUUCCUGUCAUGUACUGUAUUAUAUAUGCAACAUGUGUCUGUCCGCUUUAAUAUAUAUAUUUUUUUGACCUGCAUUAUAUAAGACUUCAGUUUUAACCACUUUGCUGCUAGUCUUUUAUCCUCUUUCAAUCUUGGAAAAUUGUGCAUAUCUUUGGGAAUGCAUACAAGUGUACAUUCUUGACAUUGUGUAGAUUUAAAAAAAAAAAAAAGAAAGAAGCUAUAUAAACCUGUUUCUCUUCAGUGUAUUGUUUUUAAAAACGGUUACUUUUCACAGCAGUUGAGUGGUUAUGUUUCGAUUCUCCGAUGCUUUGGUGCACUGAUGAUACUCUAUGUAAGCUUUUUUUCAUCUUACAGCGCUUGAUGUAACAUUUAUGUGAUUAGUUCUAAAUAGUGGAAAACAUUUGUGUUUUGAAACUUGCAGUAUAAAUGGUACUACUCUUAACUAUUCUGUAAACACUGCCUGUUUGCUUUCUUUUUCUUUUUUCCACUCUUUGUGCAUAUUUCUUUCCUGUGCAUCCCCCUCCUACCCCCUCCCUCCCCCCUUUUAGUGCCAUCGGCUUUCACAUCCUGACAACCUCAAAAAAGUGCCUCACGUCCAUCCUAGUUUCCAUCUUACAAUUUUAACAUCUCUCGUUCUGGUUCUAUUGGUUUCUACACGUCUAGGUAUUUCCUCUCAUGGUUCGAGAAUACCAAGUAUAUGAUGUAAAAUUUAUAGUCCCAAUAACUCAUGUCAUAGUUGUAUUUUCUUCAUACAGAUGUAGCUCAUUACUUUUCAUAAAUAUAUAAUGUAAAUAUGCAUACAUAUGUUUGUAACUGUUUUUAUGUUACAUCAUACACUUGUAAUUUGACAUAUCAAAUAACAUUAUCAUAAUAAAAUGGUGAGUUUUAAUCUUU
This is a messenger RNA of Hippoglossus stenolepis (Pacific halibut), 6573 nucleotides long. It is a transcript of the gene spred1, whose product is annotated as sprouty related EVH1 domain containing 1. The record is from RefSeq and is a predicted model, not a curated record. Gene Ontology annotation, molecular function: protein kinase binding. The coding region runs from base 986 to 2320 and encodes 444 amino acids. The transcript is spliced from 6 exons. Gene Ontology annotation, cellular component: membrane. Gene Ontology annotation, biological process: negative regulation of MAPK cascade; multicellular organism development. NCBI's taxonomy places the organism in Eukaryota, Metazoa, Chordata, Actinopteri, Pleuronectiformes, Pleuronectidae.